Molecule: messenger RNA, 1504 nt
Organism: Taeniopygia guttata (zebra finch)
Lineage: Eukaryota; Metazoa; Chordata; Aves; Passeriformes; Estrildidae
Source: RefSeq, a predicted model, not a curated record
AGACCAAUUUGGGAGCCCCUGGACCGCACUGGGAAUGGGUUUGGGUGCAUGAAGCCUUACUGGUUUAUACUGGGAGAUGCCGCCACAGCCCUCAGGGGCUUGGAGCAGCUCCCAGUCCUUACUGGUUUAUACUGGUGGCCUCCCAGUCCACGCCUGGGAGCACCGGCGGGCUCUGGUGGCCGGGCAGGACCCCGAGGCCGAGUUGGCAUUCGCCGGGGCGCUGCUGAGCCGCGACUUCUCCAACUUCUCGGCCUGGCACCACCGGCUGCGGCUGCUGGCGCCCGCCCGGGGCGGCGGUGAGGGCAAACCUGGGGCGCUGCCACCCGAAAAGCUGAAGGAAGAGCUGGAGCUGGUGCAGAACGCCGUCUUCACCGACCCCACGGACCAAAGCGCCUGGGUGUACCUGCGCUGCAUCCUCUCCCGAGCCCCACCGCCGCCGAGGGUCAUCUGUGUCCAUGUCGACCGCGAGGACGCGACGCUGGCCGUCAUCUUCUCCCGGCCCGUCAAGGUGAACCCGACCUGCCCAGAGCUGAAGGUGACCAUGGAUGGCUCUGCCCUGGCGGGGCCGUGGCGCUCGGGGGAGGGACGACCACGCCCUGGCCACACCUGGCUCUGCGCCCUCCCCGCCCCGCCCACCGACAGCCCCGCCCACCUGGAGGUCACCUGGGCUGGCUCCGCCCCCCGCCAGGUGACGCUGCUGCCAGGUGAGGCUGAGGCUUGGUGGCAGGAGCCAAUCGUGGAGCGGGAGCUGUUUUGGCCGGAACUGGGCGUGGCCGAGGCUCAGGUGCUGCAGGAGCAGGUCCAGGUGUGCCGGGAGCUGCUGGAGCUGGAGCCCCAGAGCCGAGGCUGCCUGCUGACCCUGGCUCUGCUUUUGGCCGCGUUGGAUCCUCGGGGCGGCGCCCGCGAGAUCCGGGACCACCUGGAGAGCCUCAGGGCCGCCGACCCGCUGCGCUCCGGUUUCGUGGCCGAUGUCCAGUCCCGGUUCGAGGCCGCCUUGGCCGUACUGGGAGCGGGGGAGGGGCUGAGCCUGGCCAACAAGGGGCUGAGGUCGGUGCCGUUCCUGGAGCGCAUGGCCGCCGUGAGCCGGUUGGAACUGGUUGGGAACGAACUGCGGGAGCUGCCGGCGGCACUGGGAGCGCUGAGGAGCCUGAGGGAACUGGAUCUCUCCGACAACCACGUGACCGAGGUGGGCGUGGCCCCGCCCCUCCCCCGCCUGCGGCUGCUGCGGCUGGACCGGAACCCCAUUGGCCACGCCUCCGCUCUCGCCCCAUUGGCUGCCUGGCCCCGCCUUGCCCUGCUGGGAUUGGCUGAGACCCCGCUGGGCUCCGCCCCCGGCGGCCCCGCCCACCUGGCCGAGCUCCUCCCCGGUGUCGACGUCACUUUCAGCUGAUUGGCUGCUGCUGGAGGCCACGCCCCUCUGCCGCGGUGGCCACGCCCCCUUUGCCGUUCGGCGCGGGAACUUCCGGGUCUGGAGUUCAAUAAAGUGACGGCCCAGUUCGUCCCA